AUGAGCGACAAGAUCCCUUCGUGGAAUGUCGUCCACAAGCUGGAGAAGCGGAGCCUGCUCAUCGCAAUUAAUUGUGUCGCGGCGCUCUCAAUUCUCUUCUUCGGUUAUGAUCAGGGAAUGAUGUCCGGCGUCAACAAUGCCAGUGACUAUAUCAGCUUGAUGAAAUUUGGGUAUACAAAAGAUGUGGACGGCGAGCCGACUCCCGUCGUCACGAAUUCACUGCUGCAGGGUGGCAUCGUAGCCGUCUAUUAUCUGGGUACACUCGUGGGGGGAAUCAAGUCUAUUGCGGUCGGUGCGGCUUGGGCUAUUGUCGGUGCGGCUCUGCAGUGCUCUGCGCAGAAUCACGACUGGAUGAUUUGUGCUCGGUUCGUCAAUGGGAUCGGAACUGGUAUUUUAAAUGCCAUUGUUCCCGUAUGGGCCACCGAGACAGCUGAGCAUACUUCGCGUGGACAAUUUAUCGCGAUCGAGUUCACGUUGAAUAUCUUCGGUGUCGUCUUGGCCUACUGGCUUGAGUUCGGCUUGUCGUUCAUCGAUGGUGGAAAGUCCGCCUUCCGCUGGAGAUUCCCCAUCGCCUUCCAGAUCAUCUUCCUCUUGGUGCUUUUCGGGGCUGUUUGGUUCUUCCCUGAAUCUCCUCGUUGGUUGGUGAAGGUUGGUCGCGAGGAAGAGGCGCGCUAUAUUUUGCAGCGUCUGCGCGGUAGCAGCCCCGAGGAUCGGGUGCGGGCAGAGGCUGAGUUCCAGGAUAUCCUGAGUAUCGCUGAGAUGGAGAAGACGGUUGUCCACGGUGAUUCGUAUCUGUCAAUGUUGUUCGGUUACAAGUCUGGAGACUUGCACAUUGGCCGUCGCGUGCAACUAGUCAUCUGGUUGCAAAUCAUGCAAGAAUGGGUUGGCAUCGCAGGUGUGACGGUCUACGCGCCGACCAUUUUCAGUAUUGCUGGGUUUGAUGCAACCAAGAGCCAGUGGAUCAGUGGCCUGAACAACGUGUUCUACAUGUUUGCCACGCUCGUUUGUGUCUUUACUUUAGAUCGCAUCGGUCGCCGAUGGACCCUGUACUGGGGCUCAGUUGUCCAGGGCAUUGCCAUGUUCCUUGCCGGCGGCUUCUCGCGUCUCGCCAUCAAUGCCAAGGCAGCUGGCAACAUGAGCUCAGCGUCUUCGUAUGGUGCUGCCGCCGCCUCCAUGAUCUUCAUCUUCACCUCGACCUUUGGUGCCACCUGGCUGACAGUGCCUUGGGUAUACCCUGCCGAGAUCUUCCCACUAGCCGUCCGCGCCCGUGGCAAUGCUUGGGGUGUGGUUGGCUGGAGUAUCGGUAACGGAUGGCUGACUCUUUUGUGCCCCGUCAUGUUCAACGCAAUUGGCGAGAAGACUCUCUAUGUCUUUGCUGCGAGCAAUGUGAUCACGAUUCCUAUGGUCUGGGCUCUUUACCCGGAGAGUAAUCAACGCACUCUGGAGGACAUGGACCUCUUGUUUGCGGCGCCUACCCCUUGGACAUGGGAUGCGGAGAAAAACUUCGCCCGACUGAAGGCUGAGAAUCCGGGGAUGGUUCAGAGCCUCAGUCGGAUGGGAAGUGUGAUGGAUCCCGAGACUGGUAAGAUGUCGGUGGACGCUGCCAAGUAUGGGACAGCCACUGCUGCUGAGCAUGUGGAUUACCCCUGA
Penicillium maclennaniae is the source of this 1650-nucleotide messenger RNA. RefSeq lists its product as uncharacterized. Gene Ontology annotation, biological process: carbohydrate transport; transmembrane transport. Lineage: Eukaryota; Fungi; Ascomycota; Eurotiomycetes; Eurotiales; Aspergillaceae. Gene Ontology annotation, molecular function: carbohydrate:proton symporter activity. The record is from RefSeq and is a predicted model, not a curated record. Gene Ontology annotation, cellular component: membrane. Bases 1 to 1650 code for a protein of 549 amino acids. The transcript is spliced from 3 exons.